Sesamum indicum (sesame) is the source of this 864-nucleotide messenger RNA. RefSeq lists its product as uncharacterized. NCBI's taxonomy places the organism in Eukaryota, Viridiplantae, Streptophyta, Magnoliopsida, Lamiales, Pedaliaceae. The record is from RefSeq and is a predicted model, not a curated record. Gene Ontology annotation, biological process: root development; shoot system development.
AUGGCAUUCUCACCCUUGAGACCGAAAGCCCUUCACCAUGGCCGUUCUCUCAGCUUACCUUCUAAAUUACAUCCUGCCAUGUCCCAAUUCAAUGAAAACUUGGCCACAAUGAAAGCUGCUGAGCCCACCUCUUCUUCACUCUCAUCAAUGGUGACCAUACUACAUGGUCUUAGAAACUUAUACUGCGACCUUCCUGAUUUACUUUUGUUGCCCAGCAUUCAACAAAUCAUUUCACAAGAAUGCCAGGAGAAGUGGAUUGAACAAGUACUGGAUGGUCAUAUUAGGAUCUUGGAUGCUUGCAGCACAGCUAAAGACCUCUUCUCACACACGAAGCAUGAUGUACAGGCACUUCUUUCAGCCCUGAGGAGAAGGGAUUUUCAUGGCAUCCAGAGCUAUCAGACCUCAAGGAGGAGGUCAAAGAAGAUGACCCAGAAGUCCUUGAAAAAUCUCAGGAGUUUCAGAAGCGGAAAUGGUGUCCAAUGUUUGGACAAAGACCAAGAAACAAUCUCUCUCGUGUAUAUGCUAAAAGAAUCAGAAUCAGUUACUUUUGCCAUGCUUGAAUUUUUGUUGUCCUAUGUGAUCGGGACUAAGGAGCAAGCAAGGCAGAGUGGUUGGUCAUUGGUAUCAAAGCUAGUGCUCUCAAAGAAAGUACUGCAUCAAGUUGAAGAAACUGAUAUCAACGAGUUCAAGAAGGUGGAUUCGUUCUUGCAACUGACCCAAGAAGAUGAUACAAAGGUUGAGGAGCUUAUGAAUCACCUAAAAGAGAUGGACUCGAGCAUUCAAACUCUUGAAGAAGAGCUGGAAUGCUUGUUCAGGCAGUUAAUCAAAACACGAGUUUUCCUCCUCAACAUCCUCAACCACUAG